AUGCAUGGCCCCCAACAGCUUUUGGCCGUCCUCCUGCUGUCCCUUCUGUGUGUGGGCGUGUCCUCUCAGCCAAUCACAGAAGGCCAGCGUCUGUUCUCCAUCGCUGUGAGCAGAGUCCAGCACCUGCACCUGCUGGCGCAGAGACUCUUCUCCGACUUCGAGAGCUCUCUCCAGACUGAGGAGCAGCGUCAACUCAACAAAAUCUUCCUUCAGGAUUUCUGCAACUCUGAUUACAUCAUCAGCCCGAUCGACAAGCACGAGACGCAGCGCAGCUCGGUGUUGAAGCUGUCCUCUGAUUGGUCCGAGGUGUUGAAGCUGUCCUCUGAUUGGUCCGAGGUGUUGAAGCUGUCCUCUGAUUGGUCCGAGGUGUUGAAGCUGUCCUGUGAUUGGUCCUAG
Messenger RNA from Etheostoma cragini (Arkansas darter), 396 nucleotides. RefSeq names its product growth hormone 1 (gene gh1). Gene Ontology annotation, biological process: positive regulation of growth; positive regulation of tyrosine phosphorylation of STAT protein; response to nutrient levels. NCBI's taxonomy places the organism in Eukaryota, Metazoa, Chordata, Actinopteri, Perciformes, Percidae. Gene Ontology annotation, molecular function: growth hormone activity; growth hormone receptor binding. The transcript is spliced from 4 exons. Gene Ontology annotation, cellular component: extracellular region. The coding region runs from base 1 to 396 and encodes 131 amino acids. The record is from RefSeq and is a predicted model, not a curated record.